Ciona intestinalis (vase tunicate) is the source of this 1649-nucleotide messenger RNA. The record is from RefSeq and is a predicted model, not a curated record. Lineage: Eukaryota; Metazoa; Chordata; Ascidiacea; Phlebobranchia; Cionidae.
UAUAUCUGAAUAAGAGCCUAACCAAUUCCAUCUCGUAACGUACUUGUUUGUAUGGUUUGUUUUACUCAUAUGAACAUGUUUUCUGUGACUUUGAUUUAACGAAAUUUGAGCCGUUUGUGGCAAUUUUCAGAGGCACAUUUGUAGAGCUGUAACUUUAUCACCAGAAAGGACAUUCAUUUCUGAAUGUAUUCGAUUCGCAAGAAAGUAAAAUUAAUAACCGUUAAAGUCGGCAAGUAAAAAAUCUGAAAAUUCCGUGUUCAUACAGCAACAGUGCGGACAGUUAAAUAUGCUAGUCAUUCUCUAAAUAUAAUGUUUGCUGACGCAUUGUUGCGUGUGUGUGUGUGUGCUCGGUAGGGCGAGGAAAUUCAACCACGCGUUGAAUUUGCUGAGUAAUGGUUGCCUUUAUUACAAGGCGUCGGGCUUUAAAGCUCGAUUUUGUGCUAGUUUUUCUACCUAGAGUUAGAAUAUGUUAUUUAUGUGAUUAUUGGAUUGUAUCGUGUUUUUAGGUAGGAACUAUAGUUUUACCAACGAAGUAGUUUCACGUUUUCUUAGUUAUUAAAAAGCGUGACCACCUAUAUAGCAGCACGAAUUUGCAGUGUUAGGCACAAUAAAACGUUUCUUGAAAAAAUGUUGUUUUAUGGCUUUAUUUAUUUUGUAAACUUUUGAAAAAAAACUUUUUUGUUGAAAUCCUUAAUAUUUCCUUUAGAAAUUAUUAGUCUUUAUCGAAUUUAGCAUCAGACAAAAAGCAAAAUGGUUGCAGGAAGUGGCAUGGGAAACUCAGUACACCUUAAAGAAGGUUCUCCAGAGCCAGCGGCAGUAGCAAAAGGCGUACUGCGAGUUUACGGAAUGAAAUUUUGUCCGUAUGUUCAUCGUCUUAAAUUGGUUCUUGCUGCAAAAGAAGUUGCGCACGAAACUAUCAACAUCAAUCUAAAAAGCAAACCAAAAUGGUAUUUUGCAAAGAACCCACAGGGAAAAGUUCCCACUAUUGAGAUAGAUGGUAACGUGAUCUAUGAAUCUGAUAUCACCUCAGAAUACGUCGAUGCAGUUUACCCCGGAAGAAAGCUGUCAACUACGGACGCGUUAAAAGCUGCAAAUGAGAAAAUGCUUCUUGUAUAUUGGGGUAAUAAGAGCGUUACCAAUUUCUACAAAUACUGCAUGGCCAAACCUGACGAUAAGGAAGCGAAAGAUGCCGCCUUAGCCACGCUGAAAGAAGGGCUGGAGUACUUGGCCACAUUCUUGAAAAAGAAUGGUUCAGUUUUCAUCUGUGGUUCUCAACCAGGAUUGACCGAUUACUUUCUUUAUCCGCACCUGGAACGCAUAAACGCUAUUGUUCCUGCUGUAGACCUGAAACAAAUACCAAAGGUGAAAACGUACUUUGAUCAAAUGCAAGAAGACAAAGCUGUGAAAUCGUGUCGUUUCUCGGACGAGCUGCACCGCGAGUUCGGUCGAAAAGCUGUGGCAGGAGACAUCGGAGCUUACGAUAUUGGGCCUGUAGCUCAAUAGCUAUGUUCGCCCUGCUGUUUGGUGUAACUUUUUUAAAAUAAUUUAAACAUUUACUGACAAAAUUGCGUGUAGUUGUACAUACAAACAUUUUUUAGGGAAAAAAAAUCGUUGUUGAUCAAAUUAAAUCAAGAGUCGUUUAUGUUGAA